Dermacentor silvarum is the source of this 957-nucleotide messenger RNA. RefSeq lists its product as uncharacterized. Lineage: Eukaryota; Metazoa; Arthropoda; Arachnida; Ixodida; Ixodidae. Bases 1 to 957 code for a protein of 318 amino acids. The record is from RefSeq and is a predicted model, not a curated record. Gene Ontology annotation, molecular function: nucleic acid binding. The transcript has a single exon. Gene Ontology annotation, biological process: DNA integration.
AUGCUGCAGUCAACCACUCCAGCUCGGCCCUGGGAAGAGGUGGGCGUCGAUCUAUUUCAUUUGAACCGCCUGGACUAUGUCCUUCUGAUGGAUUACCGGUUACGCUUCCCGGAGGUCAUCAGCCUGCGCUCGACGUCAGCACCUGCUGUCAUCAACGUCAUCAAGAGCGUUUUCGCACGCCACGGGAUCCCGAGACUGGUGCACAGCGAUAACGGUCCUCAGUUUGCUGCAAGAGACUUCUCCGCCUUCGCCCAUUCCUAUGGUUUCCGCCACGUCACUAGCAGCCCCAAUUUUCCACAGUCGAAUGGGGAGGUGGAACAGAUGGUGAGGACGAUCAAGGACCUGCUGCGGAACGCGGAUGAUCUAUACUUUGCGCUUCUGGCAUACCGGGACGCCCCUGGGGUAGACGGAAUGAGCCCCGCUCAGCUGCUCAUGGGCAGACGCCUACAGACCCGGGUACCUAAGGCGUCGCACCAGCUGGAGCCUGCCUGGGUGCCGUUCGUCCCAUUCACUCGGCGUGAUCAAGCCAACCGUAGGCGCCAAGCAUCCGACUUCAACAGAAGACACGCGGCUCAUGAACUGCGGCCUCUUCAGGCCGGCGAAAAGGUCUGGGUACGGGACGUCAACUCCCCCGCGAUCGUCAUGGGGCCAGCUCAACGCCCUCGCUCCUACGUGGUGGAGACUCCCACAGGUGUACUCCAGCGCAACCGGAUGCACCUGGUUCCAACGACGGGACGUCCUGCUGAAGACACUACCAGUACACCUGUUACUCCUGCGGCUGCGCAGACCGCCAUGUCCCCAACAACGCCUGGAGCUGAUCGAGCAGCUCAAGACCAGGAAACCGCAUCGCGUCAGGAAAGCACCUCCACUGCAGAUGCACCCUGUGGUUCUCCUUCUACGCCACGCGUCUCUAGGUUCGGCAGGAAGAUCGGCAGGUCGAGAAGGCUCGACCUAUGA